This is a messenger RNA of Podarcis lilfordi (Lilford's wall lizard), 12045 nucleotides long. The record is from the annotation of a GenBank genome assembly. Lineage: Eukaryota; Metazoa; Chordata; Lepidosauria; Squamata; Lacertidae.
AUGGCUGCAUUUAUUUGUCAAAGCAGUAACCUUUGGACUUGGGUGGAGGUAGGUACCAUAUUUUCAGAAGAUCUAAAAAAAGUAAUGGUGCUUAGUAACCUCCAAACGUAUUUCCCACACAAUUCCAGCGUAUUUCUACUCCCACACAAUAAGGCCACGGGUUGGGGUGUAAUAGCUAGUUUAUCAUAAAUAACAGUAAGAAUAUACUUGAGUUUUGAGGUGUGCUUUAACAGUGGGAGAGCAUAUUCUGAGCUAAUAAUCUUCCUGAAUGUUCUAAACCUAACUCUUCAUAUCUUCCCUCCAGCUCCAAUAAUCCACUGCCUCCUACUGCUUUCCUUUAAAGCGUUAAAACAUGGAGCUGCUGAAUAAAUGAGGUCCUGUCAUUAGCCAUAAUAGCAGCAAAGUGCUGAAUGUUUUCUGAACUUCCUGGAACUAGUGUGAAGAAGCCUUUUUAUUUUAUUUCCAUCAUGAUGAAUGGGAAAUUCUUUGGGGCAUCCCAUAGGCAUCUGGUUAGUCACUGAUAAGAGGAUGCUGAGCUAGGUGAGACUUUGGUGUUACCCAGCAGGGUUUUUCAUAUGGCCUUAGGAUCUAGUUAAAUUAUGGAAUUCCCUCCACAUGGACAGCAGGACAAAGUACAAAAAAAUGCUUUUCAAUAUAAAUGUUUCCAUAUUUGCUACUCUUGAAAUUUGUGGCUCAUACUUUGUAGGUUGCAGUCUUAACCCAGAAGUGCUUCUAAAGAGGUGAGCUGGGCAUACUUCCAAUAAAAUAUAAUAUUAAAAUAUUGUAGCUGGGUGAUCAGGUGAAAAAGAGUGCAGUAGCUGUGUAGCAAAAUGUCGGCAGGUGUAGCUUGUCAUGCAAGCCACACUUCAAAUUCCUCUUCUGCACAACUAUUAACAUACCCUCCAACAUUUCUCUGAUGAAAAUAGGGACGUCCCAUUCCAUAACAAUAAUUUUACUAUUUAUAUCCCACACAUCUUACUGGGUUGCCCCAGCCACUCUGGGCAGCUUCCAACAUAUAUAAAAACACAAUAAAACAUCAAACAUUAAAAAAAACUUCCCUAUGCAGGAUUGCCUUCAGAUGGCUUGGGGGUCGAAUAACGUCAUACCCUUUCCCCAAUUUAAAGAGGGACAGCCUAAGAAAAAGUGGGACAUUCAAAGAUCAAAUCAGAAACCAGGAUGGCUUCUCUAAAUCAGGGACAUCCCUGGAAAAUAAGUACACUUGGAGGGUCUGGUUUAAAAGUGCUGAGCCUUGACUUUUAUCUUGCCACCCUGCUUUACGGCAUACUCCAGUUACAGGCAGCCACAUUAUUCCAUACAUACGACGGUGAUCCAGUUUAUGAAAACAACUUUUACAGAUCAACAAGGGAGAAGACAACUCUGUCUGUUACAAUCACAUGCCCUGCCUCCAAAAUAACUCCUCACCAACCCAUGAUCCCCUGGCUUCCAGAACACACUCUAGUAUGGCAAAUAUCUCCCUCUAGAGGCUGUUCUUGGAGGUGCAUAAGGCAUACAAAAGUUUUUGUUUAUUGUUGGGAUACCAAAAGGAAGCAGCCCUAAGCUUUAAUGCAAUUAUUGUUAACAAUUGAUGUCUGCUGCUGAGUAUAGCAUCAAAACAAUUCCACGGUCCAGUGACACAAUCAACUGGCAGUUUCAUGACACGGCUGCAGAUGUUCGUGAAUAGCUGUUCAGAGGCAUUCUGGAAACAAAAGCUGGUACUUCUCAGUACAAUGGACCAAGCGGAUGAGGCUUCACAGUGGCCUCUUGCCCUGCUUUUGACACUUGUAUAAUUGCAGCAGUGAAGAUCCUGUUCUGCUCAUGGUAAUUGUGUUACACAGAGAGCCAAGAAGCAAAUUUCACUCUUUAAAGACUUUUGUUAUUUAUGGGCAGGACAUAACAUAAUAAAAUUAUUAUUAUUAUCUUAAGAAUAUAAAAUACAAAACAAAACAAGAGUUAACCAACAAUAAAGUUUCUGGUACUGGUUUUUAGGAGCCUGGUUCAGAAGGGAGGGAUAGAUGAUAUACAGCUGGCUCCCACAUCUCUCCAGAGAAAGCUGACAACAGAAAAGUAAAUGUUUGGGAAGGCAAUGAUGGUAAGGCUGUUUAGCCUCCUGGAAUUGUCAACUGCUGGUGCAGGUCUUACUGCACUAUUGGAAUGGGAGGCUUGUUUCUAACAGGGUUGCAUAAUGCCACCAUGCGAUUGUGGCUACUACAGUCCUUGAAUCAUUUAGUCUGGGAUAGCACUGCUGAUUUUGAAAGCCUGUUUUGGACAGUGCCGGAUUUAUGUAUAGGCUAAGUAGGCUAAGCGGGUGGCAGUGUGGUCUAAACCACAGAGCCUAGAGCUUGCCGAUCAGAAGGUUGGCAGUUUGAAUCCCCACGACUGGGUGAGCUCCCGUUGUUCAGUCCCAGCUCCUGCCCACCUAGCAGUUUGAAAGCACAUCAAAGUGCAAGUAGAUAAAUAGGUACCACUCCGGCGUGGAAGGUAAACGGUGUUUCCGUUCACUGCUCUGGUUCGCCAGAAGUGGCUUAGUCAUGCUGGCUACAUGACCCGGAAGCUGUACUCCAGCUCCCUCGGCCAGUAAAGCAAGAUGAGCCCUGCAACCCCAGAGUUGUCCACUACUGGACCUAACAGUCAGGGAUCCCUUUUUUUUAAAAGUAGGCUGAAGCCUAGGGCCUCUAAAUAUAGGGGGCCUCACCAGUCCUCCCGCUCCCCAGCGGGCAGUCCCCCCCCCCUAAAAUUGCAAACCCAAGACUUCAUGUGAGGGCAGGGCAACUCGGGCCUCUAAGUCUAGGGGGCCUCACCAGCCUGCCCUCUCCCCAGUGCCGCAGUCUCACCUCUCCCAAAAUUGUAAACCCAAGACUUCAUGCAAAGGCAAGGCAACUCAGUAGUAGUUCAGUUGUACCUCGGGUUACAUACGCUUCAGGUUACAGACUCCACUAACCCAGAAAUAGUGCUUCAGGUUAAGAACUUUGCUUCUGGGUGAGAACAGAAAUCGUGCUCUGGCAGCACAGCAGCAGCAGGGGCCCCAUUAGCUAAAGUGGUGCUUCAGGUUAAGAACGGACCUCCGGAACGAAUUAAGUACUUAACCUGAGGUACCACUGUAGUAACAACAAACAAACAACAAUUCUGCUCACCUCUCAGGCUCCACAUAUUAGAACAACUUAAAAUAAGCUUUAUACCUCUCAAAAUAUAUAGUUGUAGUAGUCCAGUAAGAAACUACAUUCAAGUCUAUAAUGUCUGUGUCAGACUCCUAAGCAUUUUAUGAUAAAGGCAUUACAAAUAAGCUUUGAAUGAAGUCAUUAUUAUUUUUUGUAAGGUGGAUCUCAAAUUAAAUAAUGAGUGUUGCAUGAAUCCUUCAUAUUUUAACAACCAUCUGUAAAAGAGCAGGGACCUAAGCACAAUAUUGUAUGACACAGUUGAAGAACUUAGCAGCAGAGCCCAGUCUUCUUUUUAUACACAACAUGGCAUACUUUUUAAUACGUUCCCUUGAGAACCAGUCAGCCCUGAGGGGAGUGUGUGCCUGUCAGCUUUCUCCUCCUUAGACUUCUGGAACUCAGCUGGAAGAGAAUGGGAGCAAAGGUGGAAUUAGUUGACCCUGGCGCCACCUACUGUUGACUUCCCUGUCUUCCACUCUACCAGUACCGCCGCUAACAAGAAUGUAUUUUAUCUAAUUCGUGAGGUAGGAUACCGCUAACCUGCUGAACUGACCUAGAAGCCAAAUUACCACCAGCUUUUAGGAUAUGGAAACUGAAAUUACACAUAAAUAAAUCUAUGCUACUUAGCUCUUGAUGUCUUAAAGAUAAUCUUGCUGCCCCAUCCUGUUAUGCUUGUGGAGCAAUUAACAAGUCCCAGUGGGGCUUACUCUCAAGUAAAUGUGUUUGGGAUUCCUUUAAUAGUACGUCUAUGCAGAAGUAGCUGCUCCCUUUCUGCCUUCAGGGGUUAUGGCUAGGCAAACUACCAUACUUGGAAUAAAAAGGACCCGCACUGAGUUUUUUGGAACAGGUAGUUUUCAAGUCGCUUCCUAACAGGAACAUUCCAAUUACCUUAAGGGUGCAUACAGAUGUGCAGGAAGGGGAAGGUACACUCAGUUUGUUGUCACUCGGAGAUCUAUACUUUUCUGGAGGCUGAGCUCUGGUAAAACCAGUUCUGCUGUGUGGGCCUAAGAGGAAAUUCUUGGUGGUUAUUAAAUGUCUGCUACUUUAAAUUCUGGGUGCAGAUGCUCGGACGAAGUAGACCCAUCUACGCACUGCAUGGUGUACGCAAUGAUUGUUCCUAGGAACUAGCAAAUCCUUACUUAGUUUGGAGUGAGGCAUUGCUUAUUUUUAUUUUUGGACUUCUCUUUUGUGCAAGCAUUGUAGAUAACAAAAGGUGUAUGUGCACAUUUAAAUAAAAACCCGUGGAUCUCAACUUUCCUGGCUUGGAGCAAUACAAACACACACACACGGCUGCUGUUUUGUGCAAAUUUGGUAGAUUGAGAAAGUUGUAUUUUUAUUUUUUUUAAGUAUGUGCUUACAGGUAAGCAGAUACCAGUGUGCAUGCCCAUAAUGAUCUCAGGCAAGGCCACCCCACCGAUGAAGUGGUGUGAAAUGGCUGCCUCAGGAGGUGUGUGGAGUAGGCUCAGGUGAAGGUCGGAUACCUCAUUGAGCCCAGAAGGUAUAACAGGAAAGCCAUCCUGGCCAGGCCUACGUCCAUAGUUGGAGCAGAGUGCUGUGACCAGACUGCUGAGGAGAACACCUGGAAAUACACAUUGCCCCUGUUCUGAGAGAACUGCACUGGCUUCCGAUCAGUUAUUGGGCUAUGCGCAAGGUCUUGUGUAAACGCAUAAAGCCAUGAGCAACUUGGGACCACGUUACCUGGAGGAGGACCUUCCCCUCUGUAGACCUGUAAGUUCACUUAAAUCAUCUGUGGAAUAGUCUCCUCAUGAUUCUGCACUCUCCAGAAUGUCAUUGGGCGAUGUCCCUGAAAACAGGCCUUUCCAGCUAUUGCGCUUGUACUGUGGAAUGCUCUCCCCUCUGCUGUACAUGAAGCAGCAACCAUCAAUUGCUUCAGGUGUAUGUAAAGAUGUAUCAUUUUUCCAUCUAAAGGGUAAGGCCAUUAAGUCCACAUUGAGCCUGGCCAUCAUGUUUUGAGAGACUUCCUUUGAACUGUCCUGCAGGCUCAAGCACCGCUAAAAAAGCAAAGGGCAUCAAAUGAAGAGAUUCAAGAUGCCUGCACUGUUUUUGUAUUGGAUAUUUAUCUGCAUACAAAAUUACUAUACUGCUUGUCAAACUCAGUUGAGAGAUGGCUUAUUAUAACUGGCAUAUGAUUCAUGGACCAGAUGCUUAUUUAGCAGGAUUUUUUUCAAUGAAGGGGGAAAUGAUAUUUAGUGAUUAUGAAAGCUGUUGUGCUUGUGCUGAAUAUAAAGCGGUUAAAUGAAAUGAUGCAUGAGGCAAAGAAUGGGAAAAGAGACAAAGGGCGUAAUCAUGAGAAACUUAGGGUGAUGGAAUGUAGGGAGUUGGCAAGGUGUGAGGGGGAGUGUAGGAGGAGAUGAGGGGAGCGAUAUUGUCAAGUCUGAAGUUACGCAAAUUGCUGUUCCUUAAAUGAGACUGAAAAAACAGAAGAAAGCUAGGCUGGUUUACAAAAAAAAUGUGUGGGUGAUGAUCACUGUGAUAAGCUAGUGCCAAUUAUACUAUGCACACAGAAUGAAUAUUUAUAUCUUACUGGAGAGAGAGAUCAUUUCCUCACAUUGCACACUGAUGCAAUUUAUAACACGGAAGGAAUUCCUUUGAUUCCAGUAGGGUGACUGGUCUUUAUAUCCCUGAGUAUGAAAUCAGAAGGCAAUGUACAAAGUUGGGAAAACCUGCUGUUCAAGAUAGGCAUGACGUUUAGAAUAAAGUACUCAAAGCUGUAGACUUUCUGUUUGCUGAGUGUGGCAGCCCUGCCCUUGAAAAAGAGCCAAGGCUGAGGUGGAGAAAGAGGAGUUUGUGGUCACUGUACAAUCUUCUGAAAAAUACAGCUGGGUUAUUGAUACCAAGCCUUAGGCUGAUGACUAUGAGCCCUGUGGAUUCUGAGACAGACCCAGACACUCCCCAGAUGUGAUUCACCCAAAGAGCCAAGCACCUUCUGCUCCACAACACUUGUCCAGAAACACAAGGAGCAUACUAGGCAAGAAGCCAGCGAGACAACGAAGUGCUCUUCUGCAAGGCAGGGAGUUGCCCCUUUAAGAAACUAUGCUCUAAAGGUGGAGCCUAGGAGGACUAAUCUGGGCUGAGGGAUUGAGUGAAUUAUGAAGCCUCAGGCAUUUUCUACCUUUAUUGGAGCUAUGAAUGGUGCCAAGACUCCAGCUGCCUUGCUUUCUUGAAGUGUUGCCAUCUUGCCCUAUGGGUUUCUGCUGCAAACAAAACCAGGUAGCUUGCUCCACCCAAUUUUUGCAGGCCGGUGGAUCUCCAGAAGUAGCUUACCAGCUAGCAGCCAAUAAUGUCAAACUGCAAGUGUGCCUGGAAGUCAUAACCACACUGGGUGGGGCCUAUUCAUUUAAACAACCCUAAAAUAUCAGUGACUUCCUUUCUUUUCUUUCCAUGGUUCAUUUUGCAUAGCAUAAAUCCCUGCAUAUUUUAUAUAAACCAUUUUACUUCCAUCAAAACUUAUUUACACUGUUGAAUUUAUCUUAAUACUGCCAACGUUUUCAAGUGUACACAAUUUCCCACCAUAUAUUCAAUAAACAUUUUCCAAUUUUCUUUAAACAAAUGUUCUUCUCGUUCUCUUUUUCUGUAAGUUAGAUCCGCAAGCUGCGCAUAUUCCAUCAGUUUGAGUUACCAUUAUUCUUUCGUUGGAACCUCACUCAUUUUCUAUUUUUGGGCCAACAAAACACGGGCCGCCGUAGUGGCAUACAUAAAUAAGCUUUUUUGACACCUGGGAAUUCCCAUCUGAAUUAUCCCCAACAAAAAGGACUCCGGUUUUUUUGGAAAAGUGCUUUUAAACUUUUUUUUUUCAAUUCAUUAUAAAUUAUUUCCCAAUACUCUUUUACCCUUUUACAGGUCCACCACAUAUGAAAGAACAUACCCUCGACCUCAUUGCAUCUCCAGCAUUUAUCUGAUUCAGUCUUAUACUGUACAUCUUAGCAAGCCUACUUGGAUAGCUGAAUCAUAGCUUGUUACACUUAGGUCUCCUGCAUCAGGAUCUGUAGCAGGCUUAGGAAAUCUCAGUUGCUGAUAAAGCAGUUAGAGAGGAACAGUAAUCUUAAGUAAAUAGAUCUCUGUAACUUUUUGUUUUUGCUUUCACAUUUUACUACAUAGUCUAGGUGUAUAUGCUUGUACCUACAGAGCUAAUCUAAUCUAAUCAAUGCUUCUUAAUGAACAGCUCAAGGCCAUGAUGACAUAUCAAAUCCCAAGUGUUUUCCCACAGAUUGUGUUCAACCUAUUGACAGGAAAGGAAAGAGAAAAUAAAAUAAUCAGAAUGGCAAACCAAAUUUAGUUACAAUAAAAAUGACAUUAAACUCACUCACUCACUCCGAAACUUCAAAACUGCUUAAAGAUAACAUGUUUCAGGGUGCUCAGUUCAUUUAAAGUGGCAUCACUUCUUAAUUGGAGCUGUACUAAUUUAAAUAAGCUCAGAAAUCUGGGCCUGCUUCCAAGUCCAAACCUAUAAAUACUUACCCCUUUAUAUAAAUGGAACCUUUUUUAUAAUAGGUGUGAGUUCGUUGCAGUUGUGUUGAACUAUAUUUAUUAUUCUUGGCUCAGAAAAUGAAUAAUAUGUACAAGUUUAUCCAUGUUAAUAAUUAUGGCCAUAUUUCAAAUUAUUUCUCCAUUGUACUUGUCCACUGGAGCAAGCACGCUUCUAUUAAUAUCACUCGAUUCUUCUGCUGUUUUAGUUUAGUGGAAUGAAUGAGAGCCUUUCUGGGAGCAACCUUUCGGGAAUGCAUGGAUGGAAAGCUCCCCUGUGGACUUGGUGGUAAAACAUAGCUAGUAUAUUAUUAAAGUGACAGGCUGCACGAAAAGAAUUUUUGAAGGACUACAGAACUCUUUGGCUGCAUUCCUAGGCCAACUUAAUUGAAUUCAUUGGAUCCUACUUCUGAGUAAAUGUGUGUGAUCACAUGGGUUUAUGGGUAACAGAAAGCAUGGGGAACCUCUGACCCUCCAGAUGUUGCAGAACUACAACUCCCUUCAUCCCCUGGGUUAAGGAAAGAGCCAUAGUUCAGCAGUAGAGCAUCUUCUUUGCAUGCAGAAGGUCCUAGAUUCAAUCUUUGGCAUAUCCAGGUAGAGCUAGGACUGUUUCCUGGAAAGCCGCUGCCAGUCACUGUAGACAAUACUGAGCUUGAUGGACCAAUGGUCUGACUAAGUAUAAGAUUGCAUCCUAUACAGUGGUACCUCAGGUUAAGUAUUUAAUUCGUUCCGGAGGUCCGUACGUAACCUGAAACUGUUCUUAACCUGAAACACCACUUUAGCUAAUGGGGCCUCCUGCUGCGGCUGCGCCGCCGGAGCCCAAUUUCUGUUCUCAUCCUGAAGCAAAGUUCUUAACCUGAAGCACUAUUUCUGGGUUAGCGGAGUCUGUAACCUGAAGCGUAUGUAACCUGAAGCGUAUGUAACCUGAGGUACCACUGUAUUCUCAUAUGUUAAGAAGCAUAGUAUACAGAAAAGGUCACAAACUUUCUGAAAACUGUCAUCUCCAUGUUAUUUGUAAGAGAAACAUGGUUUUAAUAUGAGUUGUCUGUAAGAGAGACAUGGUUUUAAUAUGAGUUGCUAUCAAAUAUGUUUUCAGCUACAUUCACUUCAUAAUUCUCAGGCAAGAAGUAAACGUUCUGACGUACAUAGGAAGCUGCCUUAUACCAAUUCAGAGUACAGUACUGGUCCAUUUAGCUCAGGCAGGGGUCUUUUCCAGCCCUACCUCAAGAAGUCGGGAAUUGAAGCUGGGAUCUUUGGCACCUGAUGCCACAACAUUGCUGAAGCAAAGCAGGCAUGGAUAUGUUCAGAAAUCGGGAGAGGAGACUGCUGGGAGCCCCAUGCAGGACUACAUGUAAGAUAUAGCUUGCUGUGGCAGGAACUUGAGUAAAUAGAUGUCUCCUGCUAUCUGUUGGGAAGCAAUGGAUGAUUGGAAUAGAGAAAUAGGACAACGAGAUCAUAAGCAGUUCAGCUUAAGUGCCAAGAAGCCUUGGCAUUGGACAACUUCCUUUGUAUGAGCAAUGCCCUGCGGAAAUUCUGGCCCUAGUCCAGUCAUGCCUUACAAAUCUCCAAUUGAUUUCCUAUGUUCAUUUUUCUGAACGCAAUAUUGCAGUUGUAAUAUUGCUGAUUUGAAUACUGUAAUUAUCAAAGGUGUGACUAUGUAUAAUUGAGCAAUUGGGAGGAUGCUUGAUAUGGAAGAAUUAUACAGGGAGCUGAGAAAUCAGGAAAUCCUGUGACACAAGAAAGGCCUUGCCAAUUAGUCACCCUGUCUCCAUCCAUAAAUAUAAAUAAGUACACCUGAGCUUCAUUUUCUAUUUGUGUGCCAAGAGGACUGCAGUAUUUUAUUUCUUUUAAUGCAAUGGUUGGUUUAUUAAAUGCAUGUAUAUCAGUCUUGCAGUAAAUGAUGCUUAUAACUUCUCUACCCAGUGUAGCCCAAAUUAGAAAUAUAUUUACAUAUAGUUAACUAUAGAAACUUAACAAGUUUUUAUGAGACAAUCAGGAGUCCUUUGUGUCAGACUCUGGUGGUGGCCAGGCAGGAUUCAAAGUCUGAGCCGUGUGCACCUGUUAUCAGUUUAUAUAAAAAGGUAAAGGGACCCCUGACCAUCGUGGACAACUCUGGGGUUGCAGUGCUCAUCUCGCUUUAUUGGCCAAGGGAUCCGGCGUACAGCUUCUGGGUCAUGUGGCCAGCAUGACUAAGCCGCUUCUGGCGAACCAGAGCAGCGCACGGAAACGCCGUUUACCUUCCUGCCGGAGCGGUACCUAUUUAUCUACUUGCACUUUGACAUGCUUUCAAACUGCUAGGUUGGCAGGAGCAGGGACCGAGCAAUGGGAGCUCACCCCGUCGCGGGGAUUCUAACCGCCAACCUUCUGAUCGGCAAGUCCUAGGCUCUGUGGUUUAAGCCACAGCGCCACCCGCGUCCCAUAUCAGUUUAUAUAACAGGGCCUAAAAGGAGCAGCAUAAUCCAGUUCCUUAAGCACUGUUUACAUAUUUAUAUGGAGUGACUAUUAAAAUAUAUAUGAUCUAAACAUUUUGAAUUACAAGCAAAAAGGCCAUAUUAUUUUCAUCCAACCCAAACCCACUAAAAUAAGGAUUUAUUAUUAUUAUAUGCUAAAAUUCCCAGAUGCAUUAAGCUAUCUCAGUAAUUCAGCUGCUGGUGAAUUAUGAGAAAGAUACAUCAUUCCUAAGAGUCAGAUGGGACUUAAUUGCUGCAAAAGUUACUAACAUUCCUGGGAAUGUCAUCAUGGCACAUUAUUUGUCAUAUGAUCUAGUUCACAUAACAUUUGCCCCUGAAAGAUGGAAGAAGAUUUAGUCUAAAAUGACAUGCUCCCAAAGAAUAAAAAAGUUUUUUUCCCUUGAAGAUGAUACAUUUAGGCUGCACGACACACAUGAUGCAAUAUAUGCUAGGCAGUAAAUAGGCUUGAAUACAUAACAUCAGAAUAACUGCAAAGAUUGUGGAAUCUGUUUAACCACAUGGACUACAAGAAACUGAGGACAAGCUCUCACAUGCUGGAGGAAUGCUACGCAACAAAGGUUUUAAGGCGAGGAUGAGGAGAAAAACAAAUAAAAGAUUAUUCAUGGGCUUUAGAACCACAAUUGGGGAGUGAGUAGGACCAGCUGUGGGAUGCUCCUUCCCAACAAAGAAAAAUUUGGCUUGUACCACAAUAACAAUCAGGGACGCGGGUGGCGCUGUGGGUUAAACCACAGAGCCUAGGACUUGCCGAUCAGAAGGUCGGCGGUUCAAAUCCCCACGAUGGGGUGAGCUCCCGUUGCUCAGUCCCUGCUCCUGCCAACCUAGCAGUUCAAAAGCACGUCAAAGUUCAAAUAGAUAAAUAGGUACUGCUCCGGCGGGAAGGUAAACGGUGUUUCCAUGCGCUGCUCUGGUUCACCAGAAGCGGCUUAGUCAUGCUGGCAACAUGACCUGGAAGCUGUACACCGGCUCCCUCGGCCAAUAAAGUGAGAUGAACGCCGCAACCCCAGAGUCGGUCACGCCUGGACCUAAUGGUCAGGGGUCCCUUUACCUUUUUACAAUAACAAUCAGUUUUUUGUCAUUAGCACAAUGUUAAAAGUCUUGAGCAGAAAGCUUGAGCAACCUCUGGGUCUGACGUAGCUCCCCAAGCGAAUUUUUCUGCCUCCACCCCCACACCAUCCUUUUUGGCAGCAGGGGAGAAACGUGGGGAAAAUAUUAAAAGUAGACACAGCACUGGGGUGGACAGAGUCUUUUAAACCUGUCUGGCCAGUCCUGGUGAGGAUGCAAAUUGUUUCCUUCCUACUCAUCAGAUGGAUCAUUUGAGAAGUGAAGAGAAGGCAAUUACCCCGUAUCUUAACUGAUCUGUAUGGAUCAGCGGGGGUGGGGUGGGGCUGUGUGCACAAUUCCUCUCUGUGUGUGCAAGUGAGGUGGGGUGCCCACAUCCUGCAUAGGAAUGUGGCCCCUGGAGGGUUGGCCAAGAGUGAAUGUGGCCCUUGGGCCAAUAAAAGUUAGUUGCACCUGGUCGAGAAGAUGUAGUAGUGGCUCCCAUAUCUGUUACUCAGAAUUGCUUUGGAGGUGAUUUUUUUAGCAUUCAUGUCAGGAAAAGCCAGCUUUCACACUGAAACCUAAUUCAGGUUGCUGCUACCAUGCCAUCCCUUAAGCUACCGCAAGUUUAAAAUGUAUGUAGGCCUAUCUGCACAUUUCUGUUUUAGCUAAGUUGCCUUUCCAACUUGCCAUUUACCUCCUUUCUGUGUUAUAAUUUAUGAAUGCAACCUCUGAUCCUAUAUCAUAAGUAUGAGCAUGAUAUGUUAUACUGUGAAUAUGGAGUUGGCCUGAAUAUUACUUAUCAAGUUAUGUUUUCUAUAUACAGGGAUGCUUCUGUUGUGAAAGAAAAUACCACAGUUUUUGCUACCAGGUCCUUCUACUGCUUUUUUUCUGUUUAG